AUGGCGAAACGAGUCGGAGAAUCCUCCGACUCUUUGUCUCGGCGACGCCCAGCUUUCGCGACUCGGACCGCUCAAGAGGAUGUCUCACGUCUCGACCCAGGAGACUCGGCGCAUGUUAUCUCCGACGAACGUACCAGCCUACUACCCUGGCCACCGACUCGAUGGGCCCGUCCGUAUGAGCCCGUGAAUUCGUCAGAACCAACCGAUGACCAACGCCAUUCCUCACCCGUACAUUACUUCCGGGGCCUUUCUCAGUGGUGGCAUAGUCGAGGGGAACAUGAUCAAGAACAGGAAACCGGUGGAGACACCACUUCACAAAACGUGUACCUGUCUGCGAAUCCUCUCCGCGACGUCCGCGCCGAUAAGAAGGACAAGAGUGGACAUCGAUCCCGAUCGGUAGAUGAGCCGAAGAAGCUUGGUACAUUUUCUGGUGUCUUUGUCCCAACGACAUUGAAUGUCUUGAGCAUUCUUAUGUUCCUCCGGUUCGGAUUCAUCUUGGGACAAGCUGGUGUAUUGGGCAUAUUAGGUCUGCUACUCGUAUCAUACACAAUCAACCUCGUGACAACGAUGUCUCUGUCCGCAAUUGCAACCAACGGGACGGUCCGAGGAGGUGGUGCAUACUACCUUAUUUCUAGAUCUCUGGGCCCCGAAUUUGGUGGCUCCAUCGGCAUUGUAUUCUAUCUUGGCUACGUUUUCAACACCGGGAUGAAUGCUGUUGGCUUAGUGGACUGUUUUACCCAGAACUUUGGUGUGCAGUCUGGGGACUGGGCCAACUUCCUGGAGGAAGGCUUUUGGUGGCAGUACUUAUGGGGAACUAUUAUACUGGUAUUUUGCACGGGUAUUUGCUUGGCAGGAAGUUCCAUAUUUGCGAGGGCAAGUAAUGGGCUUUUGGUCAUACUACUCGUGGCAACCUUCAGUAUACCGCUAUCUGCGGUUUUUAUGAAGCCUUUCCCAAUCCCUCGCCUGGGCGUUGAAUUCACAGGACUUCGUUUGAAAACUUUGAUGGGAAAUCUCAAACCUCAUCUAACUAAGGGCGCUGCAGGGAGCCAAAUAAAAGGACGAGAGAACUUCCAGGACCUCUUUGGCAUUCUAUUUCCUGCCACAGGCGGUAUCUUCGCAGGUGCAAGUAUGUCCGGUGACUUGAAGAACCCGAGCAAGGCUAUUCCUAAGGGUACACUCUCGGGUUUGGCUUUGACUUUUGUCGCCUAUGGGCUUGUCAUCCUUGCGAUGGCGGCCUCGGUGACCCGGGAGUCUUUCUAUAACAACGUGAAUGUGAUACAAAUCGUAAAUGCCUCUGAUAGUGUGAUCCUUUUAGGAGAGUUCGCAACCAGUUUCUUUUCUGCCCUGAUGGGUGUGAUUGGAUCUGCCAAGCUUCUUCAAGCCAUUGCGCGAGAUAGCCUCUUGCCUGGCAUAGGAAUCUUUGCCCAAGGCGCACAGAAAACCGACGAUCCCGUAUAUGCCAUCAUCAUAACUUUUGUGUUCGCCCAGGUCACGAUGCUCUUCGACAUCAAUCGAAUUGCGUCUUUUGUUACUAUGACCUACUUGAUGACUUUCCUCGUGACGAAUCUCGCGUGUUUCCUCUUGAAAAUUGGCUCUGCACCUAACUUUCGACCGUCGUUCCACUACUUCAAUUGGCAGACUGCAGCGGCUGGAACGCUCGUCAGUGGGAUUAGCAUGUUUUUUGUGGACGGUGUUUACGCUACAGGAUGUGUAGGUAUCCUGGUGAUUCUCUUCCUGCUGAUCCAUUAUACCUCGCCUCCUAAGCCCUGGGGUGAUGUCAGUCAAAGUCUGAUAUAUCAUCAAGUGCGAAAAUACUUGCUUCGCCUGCGUCAGGAGCACGUCAAGUUCUGGCGUCCUCAGAUCCUGCUUUUUGUCAGUGAUCUCGACAAACAAUACAAAAUGGUCUCCUUCUGCAACUCGUUGAAGAAAGGAUCUCUGUUUGUACUAGCUCAUGUUCUCGUGACCGAUGACUUUUCAGCAGCUGUCCCCGAAGCACGUCGCCAACAGACAGCAUGGACAAAAUUUGUCGAGUAUUCCAAGAUCAAAGCUUUCGUCAACAUUUCCGUUUCGCCCGCUGCAGAAUGGGGUAUGCGAAAUAUUGUCUUAAAUUCCGGACUAGGCGGCAUGAGGCCUAACAUCGUUGUGAUCGACCAAUUCCGAUCGGACCACUCGCUCGUUGAAACCUUCUCCUUGAACAGUGGUCGCAGAGAAUCGAGAACUAGACGCCACUCGGUCCACUCGAGCACGCACGCCGAGGAUUCCACCGGGUCUGGGUCGGCAAAUCCGCCUAUGAGCGGACAGAGUUAUGUCACGAUCCUCGAAGAUCUCUUGUUCAAGCUUCGGAUCAAUGUUGCCGUAGCUAAGGGAUUUGAGGAUCUAGAGCUACCAGACCACCGCGGUCGCCACACUAAGAAGUAUAUUGAUCUGUGGCCGAUCCAAAUGUCCGCCGAGCUGGGGGCUGAUAAUGAAAGCAAGCAAAACGUGCUGACCACUAAUUUUGACACGUACACUUUGAUCCUUCAACUCGGUUGUAUUCUCAACACUGUUCCUUCGUGGAAGAAGACAUACAAAAUCCGAGUUGCGGUGUUCGUGGAGUACGAGACCGAUGUGGAAGAUGAAAGAGGGCGGGUUGAGGCUCUCCUGGAUAAAUUACGGAUUGAGGCCGAAGUCUUGGUUUUCUGGCUUGCUUGUGGUGAUCUCCAGACUUAUCAAACUAUCGUCAAUGAUGAUGCCUCGGUCACAGCUGCUACCCGAGAGAGGGUUAAUUCUGCUCUACAGGGGGAGGACUGGUGGCAAGGUGUCUUACAAGCUCGUUCCCUAAGUCAAGAACCCGAUUCGGACAGGACCAGCGACAGUCUUCAUCUUGAUAAGCCUUAUACGUUACAAAGACCAUCGAGUCAAGACAGUGGAGCCAGACCUUUACACCAUAGAGUGACUGGGUUGAGGAAACUGAUACAGUCCACUCGUCGCCGACGAUCUGUCUCCAGCUUCCGGGCUUUAGGAGGAGUGAACCUCGGUAUGCAAACGCAUCGCUUGCUAGAUGCGUUCGUCGACUACGACAGCUCCGAUAGUGCGAAUGAGAGCGAAGACAGUGACCUGGAGGCGUAUGUCAGCGAUCCAGAACCAGAGGACGGUGGAGAAGACAUAGUCAAUGCUCGAAACGAAGCUGUACCCGUUUCCGGCUCUUCGAGGCUCCUUGGACGGGCCAAGACCGAUGACUGCAGCCCUACCGCAGACUCCCCGAGCACACCAGUGCGUGCGAGCUCUCAAGUAGAGGAAACCUCAUCCUCUCAACUAAUCCCAUCCAUCAUUGAGACUGGCGACGAUGCCUCCCCGAAAAGCAACCCUCUCGGUCUACGGCCCCCCAUGAGCCGUUCUGCAUCCAGCAAUCGGUUCAGCUCCUCCCCCAUCCCCGAAGCCAAAGUGAUCACCGAAGCCGAGGAGGGCAAUGGACCAUCUAUCAUGUUUGCGACGCAAAACUCACCACCCCGAUUUGCAAACAAGCUAGAUUCUAUUUAUGCUCGUCGUCCAUCUGCGGUGUCUCCCACAUCCCCAUCCCCCGGUGCCCACAGCAAUACACCUGCAACAGGAUACCCUGGUGUAGCGUCGGUUGCAUUAUCUUUCAAUGAUCUCCCUAGUCGAGCACAGCAUUUGAUUCUGAAUGAGUUGAUGGUCCAGCAGAGUGGGGAUACUGCUGUUAUAUUCACGACUCUGCCGUCUCCAGUGGAGGGAACUUCACUUAGCGCGGAAGACAGUGCGUCUUAUUUGAGCGACCUAGAUGUCCUGUGGAACGGCUUACCGCCGUGUCUGCUGGUGCACAGUAACAGCAUGACUGUGACGAUGAACUUGUGA
Molecule: messenger RNA, 3852 nt
Organism: Penicillium verrucosum
Lineage: Eukaryota; Fungi; Ascomycota; Eurotiomycetes; Eurotiales; Aspergillaceae
Product: putative cation chloride cotransporter
Exons: 4
Coding region: 1-3852 (1283 amino acids)
Biological process (GO): potassium ion import across plasma membrane; cell volume homeostasis; chloride transmembrane transport
Cellular component (GO): membrane
Molecular function (GO): potassium:chloride symporter activity
Source: RefSeq, a predicted model, not a curated record